UGCAAGUGCACAUUUGAGAUGGAGCCCCUAUGAGCCCCUGGUAGCUUCUUGUUCCUGGUAGUAAGGCCAGGAGCCCCUAGUAGCGUCCUUGCUCCUAGUAGCGAUGCCAGGAGCCCCUAGUAGCGUUCUUGUUCUUAGUAUGGAUUGAGCAAAUUAUUGAGCUAUGCCUAUGCUUGCUGUAUCCUUCUGUCGUUUCAACUCAAGAUCGAAAACAGUGUGGGACCAUGGCCAGCUUAGUGAAGGCUGGCAGAGCGGCCAUAGUGCGCCGCGCAAGCUUCCCGGUGAAGUGUCCUGUUUGGACAUUUGCGAGAUCUCAUUCUCGUCGUUUUUUCGGCGCAGAAACUCAUGGAGGUGAUGACAUUCACAAGGUGGACCGCCUUGUUUGUGAUUUCUCGGUGACGACCAAUGCCUUGGGCCCUGUACCAGCGGCCGUAGAGGCUGUGAAGCAGCUCUUGGAAGGCCCUGAAACUCUGCAAACUUGGAAUAUGCAUUUGGGUGCAGACCAGAAGGUGACCUCCUCUCCUGCAAUUGAGCACUAUCCACAACGGGCAGAUCAGCCGUUAGAAAAUCUGGUCGCCACCUUUCUUCGAGGGGAUCCAAAUGAGGCACAAAAGCUGAUCUUUGGAAAUGGGGCCAGUGAGCUGAUAGACCUUUUGGCACGCGCAGCUCCACAAGGCAAGUUUUGCCUUAACCCUCAAACAGAGGUGCAAUACAGGGAAUACCAGCGUGCUUGCACCAAUGCCGGCCGGGGAACCACAGACAAUCCUACGGAGGCGUCAAUCAUUUGCCUCGUGAAUCCUAACAAUCCCACAGGAGAUUUUAUGGAACGAGAAGAGAUUGAAGGAUGGAUUUCCAGCAAUGCCGCACCUGGCAGCUGGGUCCUGGUAGACGAGUCAAUGCUUUUUUGGGCUGGACCAGACUUUCAGCAGCGGGGCGUGAGCUCUCACUUCGUUGACAGCAUGGUCAAGAAGCAUAUCCACAUUUUUUUGGUGCAGUCGUGGACAAAGAUUUUCGCUUGCACCGGACUUAGAAUAGGGACAGUCUUGUGCCCGACUCAGGAAAAGAGAGAUUCCUUGCUCGCAAUGCAAGUGCCCUGGUCUGUGACGGCUUUUGCCCGAGCGUAUUUGAGGGCGGCAAUGGAGGACCGUAGCUACCUGGAAAGAACUUGGGCUGAAACUCCUGCCUGGCGCUUGCAUAUGGUGACACGUCUAAAAAGAUUGCAUCCAACCUGGCAAUUCCUUGGGAAACCAUGGCUUUCGUGGAUCUGGAUUGAUACUGGAAGUACGGAUGAUGCCAAGGAUGUAUAUCGAACUGCCUUGCAUUGUGGCUGUCCAAUUCGCCAUGCCGCAUCUGGGUAUGACAAACCAAGCAUUGUGAGAUUGGCCGUGCGAAGACCUUAUGACUUCUCGGUUCUCUACCAGGCGCUACUACGCAGACAAAGCAAUGCUGCGUCUCUAGGAAAGCAGAUGACCUUCGGUACUUCAGCUGAUGUAAAUCCAGAUGUCAUUGAAGGCGUUCGCUUGGUUCACAUUGAUGAUCUACGUCCUCACGAAGAGGUCUUGACAGACCGGGCAGAGAAACUGCAGGAGUAUGUCCGAGACCUCCCAGUGAAGAUCUUGCCAGCGAUCAUCAUCGAUUCUCAAUAUGAUGUGGUCAUUGACGGUCACCAUCGUUUAGAGCUUUUCAAAGCUGCGGGUUUGACCAUCAUUCCUGCGGUGUCAGUGAACUAUGAGCAUCCAGAUAUUCUGGUGAAUCCACCUGGCAUGCGUCCAGAUGUUUGCAAGGAACAGGUGAUCGGUUCUGCAGUGCGAGGUCAAACCAUGGAGCCCAAGACCACACAGCACUUGGUCCGUUCGCGGGGAGGAGCGCUACUUCCCAUCAUUGUCCUUGCACCACAAAUCGCAGAAGUGGCGAAGUGAUAGCAAUACUUUUGACAGCUUUUGACAGGAUGGCAAAUCCCCCUCUAAUUUCAUACUCUUGCCUAGUUGUUGUUGAUUUCCACCUGAAAUCACGACGCAGCAUCUCACACUGCUGGCAUUUGUCGUCCGGGUGAUUUGAA
Messenger RNA from Durusdinium trenchii, 2059 nucleotides. Lineage: Eukaryota; Dinophyceae; Suessiales; Symbiodiniaceae. The record is from the annotation of a GenBank genome assembly.